Molecule: messenger RNA, 732 nt
Organism: Lineus longissimus
Lineage: Eukaryota; Metazoa; Nemertea; Pilidiophora; Heteronemertea; Lineidae
Product: micronuclear linker histone polyprotein-like
Exons: 1
Coding region: 1-732 (243 amino acids)
Source: RefSeq, a predicted model, not a curated record
AUGGAUGACAGGACGACAGGACGAGAGGACGAAAAGACGACCGACGAAAGACGAAAGACGAAGGCAAAGGGACGAAGGGGCGAAGGGGUGAAGGGGCGAAGGGACGUAGGGGCGAAAGUACGACAGAACGACAGGACGACAGGACGACAGGACGACAGGACGACAGGACGACAGGACGACAGGACGACAGGACGACAGGACGACAGGACGACAGGACGACAGGACGAAAGGACGACCGACGAAAGACGAAAGGACGUCAUGCGUCAUGCGACCUCCGUCCACCGUCCUCCGUACUCUAUCCUCCGUCCUCCGUCCUCCGUGCUCCGUGCUCCGUCCUGCGUCAUGCGUCAUAAGUCAUACGUUAUACGUCAUGCGUCAUGCGUCCACAGUCCUCCGUCCUCCGUCCGGGCGAAGGGACGAAGGGGCGAAGGGACGAAGGGGCGAAGGGACGAAGGGGCGAAGGGACGAAGGGGCGAAGGGACGAAGGGACAAAAAGGCAAAGGGACGAAGGGACGAAGGGGCGAAGGGACGAAGGGGCGAAGGGACGAAGGGACGAAGGGGCGAAGGGGCGAAGGGGCGACAGGACGAAAGACGAAGGAACAAAGAGGCGAAGGGACGAAGGGACGAAGGGGCGUAGGGACGAAGGGACGAAGGGGCGAAGGGGCGAAGGGGCGACAGGACGAAAGACGAAGGAACAAAGAGGCGAAGGGACGAAGGGACGAAGGGACGUAG